Monomorium pharaonis (pharaoh ant) is the source of this 1827-nucleotide messenger RNA. Its product is annotated as carnitine O-acetyltransferase-like. Gene Ontology annotation, cellular component: peroxisome. Gene Ontology annotation, biological process: carnitine metabolic process, CoA-linked. Lineage: Eukaryota; Metazoa; Arthropoda; Insecta; Hymenoptera; Formicidae. The record is from RefSeq and is a predicted model, not a curated record. Gene Ontology annotation, molecular function: carnitine O-acetyltransferase activity.
AAUGGACAGCGUAAAGCACCAUUCAUUCUUGAACAGUAUAUAACUACAUUAAACUUAAAUAAGUGUCCAAUUCCGAAACAACCUGUUCCUGAUCUUGAGCAAACUGCAGAACGUUAUUUAAGAUCUGUAAAGCCAUUAUUGACUGAUGACGAAUAUAAAAAUACGAAGAAGAUUGUUGAUGAUUUUAUAAGUCAUACGAGUGCAGGAUCACAAUUACACACUAAAUUACGUGAAAGAUAUCAAAACACUGAUAAUUGGAUGAAAGAUUGGUGGCUGGAAGUUGUAUACCUAGGAUAUCGUAUGCCCGUGAUCGUGCAUUCCAGUCCUGGAAUUAUUGGGCCUCCAAUUAUUUUCCAGCAACCAGAUGACGUAUAUGUGUACGCAGCCCGUCUCAUUGCUGGAGUAUGUGAUUACAAUGAAAUGGUCAAGAAUGGAAAAUUGAAACAAGAAAUGACUCGCAACGACCCACUCGACAUGCAGCUUUAUGCUAUGAUACUUGGCACACACAGGAAACCAGGUGAAAUAGUUGAUAAACUGUUGCACACAGAUGAGGCAACACACAUAAUAAUCAUAUGCAAUAAUAAUUUCUUUAAACUUUACGUUGUCGAUAAAAACGGCAUUUUAAGCGAGGGUAAGCUUGUGGCUGCCAUAAAAGAUAUUGCAAAUCGCUCGUGUAUCCAGGGAAAACCUAUAGGAAUUUUAACUGGGAACGACAGAGACACUUGGGUGAAAGACUACAACUUACUUUUAGAACUGGGUAACAAUAGAAAUAUAAUAAAGGAUAUAGAAACUUCUUUGUUUAUAUUGUGUCUCGAUAAGGAUAUACCUAAAGAUGCUUUUAAGGAAAAAAAUAAUGCCUCGGUCAGAGCGAUUCAAGCAUUGACAGGCUAUAAUAGUUGCACAAACGCUGGUAACAGAUGGCACGACCAUACCGUGCAAUAUAUAGUAUCCACUGAUGGUUUUAUGGGCAUGGGAUUCGAACACAGUCCAUGCGAGGGAAUUCCUUUUGCUGCUCUUCAGGAUCACGUAUUAAAAUAUAUAGCAGAAAAAAAAAAUAACGCAAAGAAUGUAAAAUCCAAAGAUUCCCCGAGACCAGAACUUUUGAAGUUCGAAACAAAUGACGCUAUAGAUUAUGCGAUCAAGAUAGCUACUGAUACAGUAGAUAAGAUUUCAAACGACAUAGACAUGGAAUGUUUUACAUUCGAUAAAUUCGGCACAGACGUCAUAAAAGCGAUUAAACUGAGUCCCGACAGUUUUAUUCAGAUCGCGAUGCAAGUGACAUUUUAUAAUUUGCAUAGAAAGAUACCGGCUCAAUACGAAAGUGCGGCAUUACGACGAUUCAUAAAUGCCAGAACUGAAUGCAUCAGGUCCACUAGCAUUGAAUCGGUCGAGUUCGUUAAAGCUAUGCAUCUCGCGGAUUGCGAGAACAAACAGCAAAAGAAGAAAUUGUUGAUCAAAGCUAUAAAUGCUCAUAAAAAACUUGCCGAGCAAGCUAUAACUGGUCAAGGCGUCGAUAGACAUUUGUUCGGCUUAAGGAUGAUCGCAAAAAGUGAAGGGAUGGAGCUCCCAGAAUUAUACAAAGAUGUUGGUUAUACUAGAAGUACACAUUUCAAUGUAACAUCAAGUCAGUUGCCGUUUAAGACAGCGUCUUUUGCUUGCUACGGACCAGUAGUUUCCGAUGGUUAUGGUUGCUGCUACAAUCCACGACCGAAGGAUAUUCUAUUCGCUAUUUCGUCAUUUAAAUCGUGCAGCGAGACUAACACGAGGGACUUUGCUCGUAUUUUACAACAGGCACUGAUCGGCAUGCGAGAUAUAGGAAGUGAUUGA